Penaeus monodon (black tiger shrimp) is the source of this 2434-nucleotide messenger RNA. Its product is annotated as sodium- and chloride-dependent glycine transporter 2-like. Lineage: Eukaryota; Metazoa; Arthropoda; Malacostraca; Decapoda; Penaeidae. The record is from RefSeq and is a predicted model, not a curated record. Gene Ontology annotation, biological process: sodium ion transmembrane transport. Gene Ontology annotation, cellular component: membrane.
UCCCUCUUCUACUACAACAAGAACUGCAUUGACAUCGACAGCUACUGCGGCAUCGGUAACCUCACCAGCUACAACGAAACCUACUGCGAAGACUUGCUCACCGGCGAUAUCAAGAAGGCCGAGGGCGCCGUGCCCAGGAUCUCCGCCAGCGAGGAUUAUUUCAAGAACCGCAUGUUGGGCGUGACGGGCACCACUUGGGAAAACAUGGGCGACAUGCGCUGGGAGCUGGUGGGCUGCCUGGCGCUGGCGUGGGUGAUCGUGGGCGCGUGUCUGGCCAAGGGCGUGAAGAGCUCCGGAAAGGUCGUCUACUUCACCGCCUCUUUCCCCUACUUCGUGCUAGUCAUCCUCUUCAUCAGGGGCGUGACUCUCGAGGGCGCGUACAAGGGCGUAGAGUUCUACCUGCUGCGCCCCAACAUCUCCCGCCUGGGGGAGAUUGAGGUGUGGAACGACGCCGCCACGCAGAUCUUCUACUCGCUCGGGUCGUCCUUCGGAGGCCUCAUCACCCUCGCCUCCUACAACAAGUUCAAGAAUAAUUGCAUGAGAGACGCCAUCAUCAUCGCCUUCGCCAACUGCUCGACGUCCGUGUUCGCCGGCUUCGUCAUCUUCAGUAUUCUGGGCUUCCUGGCGACGGAGCUCGGCGUGGAGGUGCAGGACGUCGUGUCUUCGGGCUCCGGCCUGGCCUUCGUCGUGUACCCUGCCGCCGUGACGCGCAUGCCCGUGCCCCCCCUCUGGGCCAUCCUCUUCUUCGCCAUGUUGAUCACGCUCGGACUCGACUCGCAGUUCACGAUGGUGGAGACCCUGAGCACCGCCCUUUUCGAUCAGUUCGAGUCCCUGCGGUCGAGGAAGCCCCUGGUGGUGGGAAGCGUGUGCUUCGGCCUGUUCCUGGCGGGGCUGACGAUGUGCCUCCAGGGCGGCAUUUACAUGUUCGAGCUGUUCAACUGGUACUCGGCCGGCCUGUCCGUCAUCAUCCUGGCCAUUACGGAGAUCGUGGUGGUGCAGUACAUCUACGGUUUCAGAAAUUUCAUGAGAAACAUUCGUGAAGAAAUGAGCAUAUACAUCCCUCUGCCACUUUACGGAUACUGGGCGGCAACUUGGCUCUUUAUCACACCUGUGUCUCUUCUGGUCAUCUUCCUCAUGUCGAUUUACUACUUCGUACCCGCCUACUGGGGCGACUACACGUACCCAAACAACAUCCAGACCCUCGGCUGGUUCAUCUGCGUGUGUUCCAUCGCCUUCAUUCCUCUGGGCGCCAUCUACACCGUGUGGAAGGGCGACAAGAGGGGCAUGGACCUGGUCAAGGCGUCCCCCGACUUCUGCCCGUACCACAUUCGCCAGAUGAGGGAGUCGAAGGGCGCCGCCACCAAGGGACAUCCCGAGGGCAUCUUCAGGUACACCUACGACAACGAGGGAUACCAGGAAGGCGCGGCAAAGGUCUACCCAACAGUGCCAACAGAAGACGUACCUCCCCCAUAUUCCAACGGCAGCGGAUACUCCAAUCACAUGUAAAAGAAAACGUAUUUCUGAAGAGGGUAUACUUGUGAAAAUUUUAUCAUGGACCCCGAUGUCUUGUUCCCUUUACCUGCAAGGGCAAAUUUUUUUUAAAAUAUGGAAUCCGUUUGCUAUACCCCCAGGAUUGUACUUUUGCAUAUCAAAUAUAGUAAGCCAGUAUAUUUUUUCAAGUGAUAGUGGCGACAUACGUGUAGAAUUAAGUAUGUUCAUUGAAAGUAUUCUGGAAUGUUUGUAUGGUAUUGCACGCAUGUGAUUUUAAUAUAAUCAGUUUUAAUAAUCAUUUUCGUAAGUAAAAUUCGGAUUGAAUGUUAUGACUCUCAGGGCACUCAUGUGUGUUUUUUUCUGUAGGUUUUUUAGCUUCAUCUGACAGUGUGAUAUUUCAACAUCGUAUUUAUGCACAUUCUUAAUAAUAUUCAGAAAAUAUAUGCAUUCCAUAUUUUUUCCCAAAAAUAUUGAAUUUGAAAUGAACUUAUUAGGCUGUAACUAUUUCUUCCACUCGUACACUAUCCAGAAGAUAUAUAGAUAUAUUAUGUGUAUUAGUGUAUGAAAGUAAUCUGUGUAUAUUUAGAAUGUGUGCUUGUGUAUGUGUGUAUAUGUUCUUGAUCUAAGAAUUGUACACACAUGAAUGGACAAGUAUGUAUGUGUGAGAAAGAAUUUUAUCAAUACGCGUUGUUUGCAUAGCACAUAAGUAUAUUUUUAGAUUGCAUUAUAUAAACUAUGCAAUGUUAAGUGUCCCUUUAAAUGCCGUCCAGUGACUUCUUGUAUAGAUCCUUUUAGGUAUAUAUAUUUUUGACUGCCAAACCUGACAUCAGACUGUAUAAUACUAAAUAAAUUACAUAAGAAAUAUAAAAAACAGGUUUUCGGCGUCGCGGAUUUUUAUUUGUAUAAAAUGUACAAGUGGCUGAAUAAAUGCAACUACUUAAAA